Messenger RNA from Botrytis cinerea B05.10, 643 nucleotides. RefSeq lists its product as hypothetical. The coding region runs from base 296 to 523 and encodes 75 amino acids. NCBI's taxonomy places the organism in Eukaryota, Fungi, Ascomycota, Leotiomycetes, Helotiales, Sclerotiniaceae. The transcript has 3 exons. The record is from RefSeq and is a predicted model, not a curated record.
GAUGAGAGAGAGAUUAAAUAUGGAGAUCAUUACAUUGCGAGGUGCAUCAUGAUGCAUCUAUUGUGAUGUAACAGUGAAACCCUGAGUGCAAAACCUCUUGAGGACGACCUGUCAAGCAAGUUUUAUUUCAUCGAUAUCAGGUUCUGUCAAAAGCAGCAAGAUAUAAAAUGCCUUGAUCAUCCGCCCUUCUCUGCUGUCCCCUUUUUCAUCAUCAACACAGGACGCGCAGAUUUCAACUUAAAACCUCAAAUAAUACGCAAAUCACCUAAAUCACCAAUUACUUCAACCAAUCAUUAUGGGUCUCGGAGAAGAUAUCAAGGAGUUCGGAGAGGGCGAGAUGCAACAGCAAGGUGGAAACAACGGAAACGAUAACGGCAACAACUUCAGCAAUGGCAUAAGCGAUAGCACCAAAGACACCAUGGCAGAUUCCGCCGUCGACUCAUUCGCGAGUAAAGAGGGAGUGCCUUCCCAAUUGGACUCUGGAAUUAAUAACGUUGUCAAUGAUGAGGUCAACAAGUUCUAGAUAUCCAUAGCUGUUGUUAUGAUUAAUGUUGAAUGAGCGUAAACAUGGACUGGAGCAUUAUUUUGGAUUGUAUACUAUUACCACUCUUAUUGAAUUUGAAUAAUUAGUUUUCCCAAGUCA